AUGGGAAGAGGAAGAGAUCGUAGCCGCGACCGACGUCGUAGCCGAAGUAGAAGCAGGAGUAGGAGUCGUAGUCGUAGUCCUCGUUAUGGCUUGGGUUCUGGCGGAGGAGGGGGAUAUGGCGGAGGUGGACGCCGAAGUAAUCCUGGAGCUAGCCUCCAAGUAGAAAAUAGAGCAGACUCUGAAGUUGAAUCUUGGAGAAGUGAAAAUGAAAUAACUCUUAAGGGGAGAAAUAUUCCCAAACCAACGCUAUCUUUUGAUGAGGCUGGUUUCCCAGACUAUGUCAUGGAUGAAAUUGACAAAAUGGGAUUUUCUAAACCUACACCCAUCCAAGCACAAGGAUGGCCCAUCGCUCUAAGUGGAUGUGAUAUGCCAAAAUCUAGCAGAGGUGAUGGGCCCAUUGCUUUAGUUUUGGCACCAACAAGAGAACUGGCACAACAAAUACAAGAAGUUUGUGAUAAAUUUGCUAAUACAUCUAAGAUUCACAACACAUGUUUAUUUGGUGGUGCUCCUAAAGGACCGCAAGCACGUGAUUUAGAUGCUGGUGUUGAAAUUGUAAUUGCUACACCGGCUGCUAAUCACAAUAUAUUACAAAUUAUUGAUGUUUGCAUGGAAUAUGAAAAGGAGACAAAACUAAGUACACUUUUGAAAGAAAUUAUGGCUGAAAAAGAAAACAAAACUAUAAUAUUUAUAGAAACAAAGAGAAGGGUGGAUGAUAUUACUAGGAAAAUGAAGAGGGAUGGAUGGCCUGCUGUUUGUAUACAUGGUGACAAAUCACAGAAUGAACGAGAUUGGGUAUUGCAAGAUUUUCGAAGUGGAAAAGCACCCAUUUUAGUAGCAACUGAUGUAGCAGCCAGAGGUUUGGAUGUUGACGAUGUUAAGUUCGUCAUAAAUUUUGACUAUCCCAGCAACUCUGAAGAUUAUGUACACCGCAUUGGAAGAACAGGACGAACAAAUAAAACUGGAACAGCUUAUACCUUUUUUACACCAUCUAAUGCAGCUAAAGCAUCUGAUCUUAUCUCAGUAUUGAAAGAAGCUAAACAAGUUGUUAAUCCGAAAUUACAAGAACUCGCUGAGCGUGGCGGUGGGGGUGGCCGACGUCACCGAGGCCGAGGCGGCAGAUAUCGCAGAGGGCGCAGAUCUCGUUCAAGGUCCCGAUCACGUCGUCGCCGCUCUCGAACUAGAUCAAGGUCGCGGGACCGUCGACGUCGCCGACAUAGCUCGUCCAGAUCAUCUCGAAGCAGAUCAUCAAGAUCAUCCAGGAGCCAUUCGCGAUCUCGUUCGCGCUCCCGUUCCCGUAGCCGUUCACGUUCAGGCAAGUGCAGUCCAUUGAAGGAUGCUACUACAACUGCCCCAAAGCCCGUGGCUCAAGCUCUGCUGCCUACACCAAAGCCACUUUUGCCAACUCCAAUCGGUCCACAGCUUCCUACAUCACAAAAUGAUAAAGUCCCAAUUACCUCUUCACAAAAUGAGGAUCCCAGCAUGAGAAGAAAUGAAAGGCCUGCAAAUGACAACAUGGGAAAUGAUAUCCAACAACAUCAACGACAGCCCCAUCAACAGCAACCACAACACCAACCACAACAACAACAACAGCAGCAACAACAACAACAACCUAAUCAAAUUCCGCCCUUGAUGGCUCUCAACCCCCAAAUGUGUAUGCCUCCACCAAUUAAUGGUCAAGGAUUUGUUAUGCCACAAUUUUUUCCACCCGAUCAAUAUGGUAUGAUGAUGCCACCUUUCCCUCCUGGUCAAAUGCUUAAUCCGGCCGGUUGGGCGGCACCUCCACCACCGCCACCUCCCCCACCUCCCUCCAAUUCCACUAGCAACAUAAAUUCCUAUAACCAAGAGCAAAGUGGCUAUGGAGAAAGCGGCUUGGAGUCAGAUUCCAGGAAGCGAGGCGGCCGUUCUGGUGGCCUUGGCGGUUCAGGCUCUUAUGGCGUGAGCUCUGGAGGCCUGGGCUCAAGCAGUGGCCUGGGCUCUGAAGGGGGCCUAGGCUCUGGUGGAGGCCUCGGCUCUAGCAGCCGUGGCUUUGCCUCUAACGACGAUCGUGGCUACGGCGGUGGCCUCGGCUCUGGCGGAGGCCUAGGGUCUGACGAGGGCCAAUCAAGAUCGAGGGGAGGUCGAGACAGACGUCGUCGUGGAAGAGGACGAGACAACGACUACGACUCGGAAGGUCCGGGUGGUGGUCUCGGGUCUUAUGGAUCCGGCGGCCUAGACGGCGGCCUGGGUCAGGCCUCCUACGGAUUAACCUCUGGCGGUCUUGGUGUACCCCAUGGGAGCCAAAUGCCGCGUAUGCUUCCACAACCUGGUGAUGACUACUUUGGCCCUCAGGGGGCCAACUUUACAGCAUUUGGCUCCUAUGGUUCAAAGAAUAAUAAAAGGAACUAUGAUGAUAAUAUUAAUGAGUCGUACAGGAACGACAGUCAUUAUAACAACGGAAUGGAUUUCUACGAUCAACAAAGCAUGGGACCUGGGCGGCCAUUUGCUCUAGGAAUCGCCAACGGCGGUGAAAACAACGAGAGAAUGGCUACAAUGGUGACUCACGCCGACGUAGAAGACGUUAAACUGAAGAAGUCUACAAGACCU
Molecule: messenger RNA, 2583 nt
Organism: Iphiclides podalirius (scarce swallowtail)
Lineage: Eukaryota; Metazoa; Arthropoda; Insecta; Lepidoptera; Papilionidae
Source: the annotation of a GenBank genome assembly